Molecule: messenger RNA, 1881 nt
Organism: Salarias fasciatus (jewelled blenny)
Lineage: Eukaryota; Metazoa; Chordata; Actinopteri; Blenniiformes; Blenniidae
Gene: dpysl5a
Product: dihydropyrimidinase like 5a
Exons: 13
Coding region: 160-1854 (564 amino acids)
Cellular component (GO): cytoplasm; cytosol
Molecular function (GO): hydrolase activity, acting on carbon-nitrogen (but not peptide) bonds, in cyclic amides
Source: RefSeq, a predicted model, not a curated record
UCUGCUGGUCCCGGACCGGCCAGGAAGGUAUCCAUCUGGUGUGGAUCUCCUUGGGAAGUGCCAUCCACAGGAUCGUGUUGCAUUUCGCCCAGAAAGUAACCGGAGGGACGAGUGGAGCAGCAGAAAGCGGCAUCGAGCCCCCCGAGGAGAGCAAUAGCAAUGUCUUCCAGCUCAGCAAACGUGCGGAUCCUGAUAAAGGGCGGCAAAGUGGUGAACGAUGACUGCACCCAGGAGGCCGACGUCUACAUCGAGAACGGCAUCAUCCAGCAGGUGGGGAAGGAGAUGAUGAUCCCCGGCGGGGCCAAAGUGAUCGACGCCUCGGGGAAGCUGGUGCUUCCUGGAGGCAUCGACACCAGCGUCCACCUGGAGGAGAGCUUCAUGAACGCCACCACGGCGGACGACUUCUACAGCGGCACCAAGGCUGCGUUAGCCGGCGGUACGACGAUGGUGAUCUCUCACGUUCUGCCAGAGAAGAAUGAGUCUUUACUGGAGGCCUACGAGAAGUGCCGUGGCUCUGCGGACUCCAAAGCGUGCUGCGACUACGCCCUGCAUGUAGGGGUCACCUGGUGGGGACCCAAGGUCCGAGCUGAGAUGGAGAAGCUGGUGAGGGAGCAAGGAGUGAAUUCCUUUCAGAUGUUCAUGGCUUAUAAGGACACGUUCAUGCUGAGGGACAGCGAGCUCUUCCAGGCUCUGCAGCACUGUAAGGACAUCGGCGCCGUGGCGAGGGUCCACGCCGAGAACGGGGAGCUGGUGGCAGAGGGUGCAAAAGAAGCCUUGGACCUCGGCAUCAGCGGCCCAGAAGGGAUUGAAAUCAGCCGGCCUGAAGAGCUGGAAGCAGAGGCAACCCACAGGGCGAUUACCAUCGCGAACAGGGCUCGCUGCCCAAUCUAUCUCGUGAAUGUGUCCAGUAUGUCUGCAGGAGAUGUAGUGGCUACGUCCAAAAUGCAAGGUAAGGUGGUCCACGGAGAGACAACCAUAGCCCACGCCAUCCUGACUGGCAUGCAGUACUACCAUCAGGACUGGGCCCACGCCGCUGCCCACGUCACUCUGCCUCCUCUCCGCCUGGACCCCAACACUCCCAACUUCCUCAUGAGCCUGCUGGGAAACGACACGCUGAAUGUGGUGGCGUCCGAUCACCGUCCGUUCACCAUCAAACAGAAGGCCAUGGGCAAGGAUGACUUCACCAAGAUCCCGCAUGGGCUCCCCGGCAUUCAGGACCGUAUGAGCGUCAUCUGGCAGAAGGGAGUGGUUGGAGGCAAAAUGGAUGAAAACCGCUUUGUUGCCGUCACGAGCUCCAACGCAGCCAAGAUCUACAACCUGUAUCCCAGGAAAGGCAGGAUCAUCCCGGGAGCAGAUGCUGACGUGGUGGUCUGGGACCCCGAGGGAUCCAAGACCAUUUCCGUGGAUAACCAGUUCCAAGGGGGUGAUAUCAACCUGUACGAGGGCCUGCGCUGUCGCGGCGUCCCCCUGGUCACAAUCAGCCGUGGGCGUCUGGUGUACGAAAACGGCAUGUUCACGUGCGCCGAGGGCUCCGGAAAGUUCUGCCCACUGCGGACCUUCCCCGAUUACCUCUACAAGAAGAUGGUCCAGAGGGAAAAGUCCCAGGCGGUGAAAGCUGUGGAGCGGGAGCCUUACACGGGAGACGUUGUAGCCAUUGCAAAUUCAGGAAAGAGGGACUUUGGAGGUUCGGAUCUGGACACCCCGACUCGCCCCUGCACCCGGCACGGUGGGGUGAGGGACCUCCAUGAGUCCAGCUUCAGCCUGUCUGGUGCUCAGAUCGAUGACAACAUUCCCAAAAGAUCCUCGGCCAGGAUCCUCGCCCCUCCAGGGGGGAGAUCCAGCGGGAUCUGGUAACCGGUUACACGGUGAAGAGGAGGGACC